AUGGCUUCCUGGCUCCAGAUCCCCAAGAACUCGCCCUUUUCGCUGGCCAACAUUCCGUUUGGAAUCAUCUCGACGGCCAAGGUCUCUUCGCGCGUUGCAGCAAUUGCGAUUGGCGAUUAUGCGCUGAACCUCAGCGUGUUCGCCUCGUCCGGGGGUUUCUCGCAGCUCCCGGCGAUCCAGCCUCACCUCAGCGUCUUCAGCCAGCCGACGCUGAACGCUUUCGCGGCCCUGGGUCGCCCCGUGCACCGUCAAGUCCGUGAAUACAUCCAGAGUGUGUUCCGCGCCGACACUCCAUUCCCUCAGGUGCUCAAGGACAACGCCGCGCUGCAGAAGGAGGCCCUUCUGCCGCUGUCCGAGGUCACCAACCACGUUCCCAUGCAGAUUGGCGACUACACGGACUUCUACGCCGGUCUCAACCAUGCCUACAAUGUUGGUGUCCUGUUCCGCGGUCCGGAGAACGCCCUGCAGCCCAACUACAAGCACCUCCCGGUCGCCUAUCACAGCCGCGCCUCGUCCGUGGUAACCUCAGGCACUCCCAUCCACCGCCCCAACGGCCAGAUUCUGGCCAACCCGGCCGCCACGCCCAAGGUCCCGAUCUUUUCUCCUUGCAAGAGACUCGAUAUCGAGCUGGAGCUGGCUGCGUUUGUAUCCCGCCCCAACAAUUUGGGCCACCCGGUCCCCAUCGACGAGGCCGAAGACCACAUCUUCGGCGUGGUGUUGAUGAACGACUGGUCCGCGCGUGACAUCCAGGCCUGGGAGUACGUCCCUCUGGGCCCCUUCAACGCAAAGAACUUCGCCACCACCAUCACCCCCUGGGUCGUGCUCCUGGACGCCUUGGAGCCCUUCCGCACCACCGGUCUGGAGCCCGGCAACCGCGAGUCCCUCCUCCCGUACCUGCGCGAGAAGAAGGCCGCCAACGCCUAUGACAUCCCCCUCGAGGUGGAAAUUACCAACCAGGGCGGCAAGCCCACCGUCAUCUCCAAGUCCAACGCCAAGAACCUCCUCUUCUCCUUCCCCCAGAUGCUCGCCCACCACACCAUCACCGGCUGCAACAUGAACCCCGGUGAUCUCCUCGGCAGCGGCACCAUCUCCGGCAGCGAGCCCCAGACCCAGGGCAGUAUCCUGGAGCAGACCAACGGCAAGAACCCCAUCAAGCUGGCGGAUGGCUCCGAGCGUCUGUUCCUCGAGGACGGCGACACCGUGGUCCUCCGCGGAAUGGCGGGCACUGAGGGCAACUAUGUCGGCUUUGGCGACUGCAUCGGCACGAUUCUCCCUCCCAUCAAGAUCGACUCGUAG
Aspergillus terreus NIH2624 is the source of this 1296-nucleotide messenger RNA. It is a transcript of the gene fahA, whose product is annotated as fumarylacetoacetate hydrolase FahA. The coding region runs from base 1 to 1296 and encodes 431 amino acids. The record is from RefSeq and is a predicted model, not a curated record. The transcript has a single exon. NCBI's taxonomy places the organism in Eukaryota, Fungi, Ascomycota, Eurotiomycetes, Eurotiales, Aspergillaceae. Gene Ontology annotation, molecular function: fumarylacetoacetase activity. Gene Ontology annotation, biological process: homogentisate catabolic process; L-tyrosine catabolic process; L-phenylalanine catabolic process.